Molecule: messenger RNA, 1299 nt
Organism: Teleopsis dalmanni
Lineage: Eukaryota; Metazoa; Arthropoda; Insecta; Diptera; Diopsidae
Exons: 2
Coding region: 20-1291 (423 amino acids)
Source: RefSeq, a predicted model, not a curated record
UUCACAAAAAACAAUAAAUAUGUUGAAAAGUAAGAAAUUGAUUUGGUUUGCAGUGAUAUUUUGUAAUUAUCAGUUAAUUACUGGACUGCAUAUACCACCAGAUGUUGAAAUACUUGAAGGCUAUGAGUUUGACGAUUCACCUGAAUAUUACGCCACUGAUGCUAAUUAUUAUGAAGCGCGCAGUAUGCUAACCGGGUUACGUAAAGCGAUUCGGAAUAAGCGUUCCAUAUUAGAAUAUAAUAAUCCAAAGAUUUUCGGAAAUGAUGCUAAAAAUUCCGCCUUAAAUACUGAUGAUACUGCUCAAAAUGUUGGUAGUGAUAAGAUUGAAAUACGUACACCACCUCAAGAGGCUAUGAAUACUGAAGCAUCAGAAUUGUUACCAAAAGCUGAAAGGCAAGUAAUGGAUCCAGACUAUGAUUACUAUGCUCAAAGACGUAUAUCCACAUGGGAUGAUACAAGUAGUAAUCAUGGACAUAAUAUUCGUAACGACGACGAUACAUUAGCGGAUUCAAGUAAUAGUUAUUUUGCAAGAGGUAGGCAAGCGCGUGUUAAUUUUAUAACACAACCUAAAAAAGAGAAUGAACCAACUAAAGAAAUACCAGAACCAAUAAUUACGAAAGUACCACCACCUAAACCACAUUAUGACACAAAAUUUGGUGCUGGAACACCGACAUACAAUUACGAUUUAUAUCCUUCACGUUCUUACGAUCCAUAUUUAAGACGUUAUGAUCGCUUUGAUGAACAAUAUUCACGAAAUCCAUAUAAUGAUCCAUAUAACUAUGAGGAUCACUAUCUCUACCGGCGUCACUAUGAUCCAUAUGAUAGUUAUAGCCCACGUAUGCCACAAUAUCCAGAGCCUUACUACAAUUAUCCCGAUCAUCGCUAUGAUAUACCAGAACCUAGGGAUUAUAUGCCAAUAUACAAUAAUGAUAUAUAUGAUAAAGCUCCUUAUCCGGCUGCUAAUUACCAAACGGGCUUUCCAUAUUCUAGCAGCAAGUACCCCGACUAUGCGAGAAACCAACGUCGUAUUAUUUACUAUGCGCAUCUACCAGAAAUCGUGCGUACUCCUUAUGAUUAUGUGAAUCGAUAUAACCGUGAUCGUUAUGAAGGUUUACUUAGUUCUAAUAAACCUGUUACUGGUGCCUACAAAAUAGAUAAGCCUGGCAAUUCAGCUGGUAGUGGUACGCAAGCCCUUAAUGUCAAUGCUGAUCCUUAUGAUUAUAUGAAACGUGACAAGAAGGAACGGGUCACAGCAAAACCAAUUAAAACAAAUACUAAUGGAAGACAAUAAAUGUAAGG